AUGACAACGACGAAAUACAAGCUUAAUAACCAGGUUGUUCUCAUCAGUGGUGGUUCUCAGGGUCUAGGCAAGGAAUAUGCUAAAAAAUUCUACAGACAGUCGAAUUCAACAGUGAUUAUUGUGUCACGUUCUGUGGCCAACUUGAAGGAAGCUGCAACUGAAAUAACGGGAGGCAAACGGUUCUCGAAGUUGAAUGCUUAUCCAAAGAAUAGCAGGUUGUAUUACUAUGCGUGUGAUUUGUCCAAUUAUGAAGCUGUUCAAGAAUUGUUUACUAUAAUAGAUCAAAAGGCUUUCGAGUUAACGCAGGUUCUUAUCUGUGCUGGCGGAGCAGUGCCCAAGUUCUUCACUGAUUUGACACCCGAGGAAAUAGCAGGUGGGGUUGAUACCAACUAUUGUACUGCAGCUUUCUUAGCACAUGCUUCGUUGAAGCAUGGUGCGAAACAUUUGGUAUUUAUUUCGUCGUCUGUUGCGCUCUAUCCGUUCAUUGGGUAUUCACAGUAUGCACCAGCGAAGGUUGGUAUUCGUUCGUUGGUAGCAAUACUAAGACAGGAGCAGCCUGAUGUCCGAAUUUCCUGUGUAUAUCCGGGCAAUUUUGCUUCUGAAGGGUUUGUGCAGGAAAACCGUACAAAGCCGGACAUAACCACCGUUAUAGAGGGUGCCAGUCGUGCAAUCUCCCCCGAGGAGUGCUGUAAUAAGAUUAUCAAGUCUUUGCAAAGCGGUUGCGAUGAUAUCACUACGGACUUUGUUGGAUGGAUACUUUUGGCGUGUACCAUGGGUUUCAAUGGUCACAAUACGAAAUACUCGCUGUGGCCAAUUGGAUGGCUCUUCGGCGCCAUUGCAAACUUACUAAUAGUCCCAAUAUAUAUGUUGUUUUGCUGGUAUGACAUUAUCAAAUGGAGAAGGCGUCAGCAGCGUGCUAAAGAAGAGGCUAAAGCUAACUGA
Messenger RNA from Eremothecium cymbalariae DBVPG#7215, 942 nucleotides. RefSeq names its product 3-dehydrosphinganine reductase (gene TSC10). Gene Ontology annotation, cellular component: endoplasmic reticulum membrane. Gene Ontology annotation, molecular function: 3-dehydrosphinganine reductase activity. The coding region runs from base 1 to 942 and encodes 313 amino acids. The record is from RefSeq and is a predicted model, not a curated record. Gene Ontology annotation, biological process: sphingolipid biosynthetic process. NCBI's taxonomy places the organism in Eukaryota, Fungi, Ascomycota, Saccharomycetes, Saccharomycetales, Saccharomycetaceae. The transcript has a single exon.